AUGGCUGUAUAUCAUCAGCAACAACGUGAACAACAACUAACAAACUUAAUCCAAAAUCCGGUUAAACAACCUGAUUACUUGUCUGCUCCUCAGCCGGAAUUUCGUACAUCCAGGAAACCCGAGUUGUAUGCAAUAAAUCAAGGCAAUAAUUCCAUAUUGAUACCUAAUUCCCGAAUGCCAACGUUUGAAUUCCCCUGGAGUUUAUCCGUAGCGAACAGUACAACGUUAUCAUCGUUACCAACAACUAGAAAUGUGCCUUCUUCCGUGUUUCCAAUACGGAACUUUUCGCUGGAACAAUUAACUUCGAUGGAUGAUAUGCGCUAUUGGGGUUUUGCUGAGCAGUUACCAUCCACUACUGCUGUACCACAAUUUGCACUUUAUACACGCUUAAAUAUGCGCAGUGACUCGCGACUCGAUUUGACAGCCAACCGUUUCGGCAGCAAUAAUGAUUCCAAAACUUCUGUGCAGCUUCGAUCGCAACAAACACGACGAAAGCCUCGCGUUUUAUUUACUCAGUUUCAGGUGAACGAACUGGAAGAGCGUUUCAAGUUGCAGCGAUAUGUGAGUGCAGCAGAACGAGAGCGAUUAGCAGUGACGCUCGAUCUUACUCCCACGCAAGUCAAAAUUUGGUUUCAAAAUCGACGAUACAAAUGUAAACGGAUGGAACUGGACCGGACAUUACAACUCUCAUCUGAACUAAUCUUGAGUCAAAGUUCGUCUACUUCAGUCAACUGUGCUCUGAUGAACUCCUCAUAA
Loa loa (African eye worm) is the source of this 756-nucleotide messenger RNA. RefSeq names its product homeobox domain-containing protein. Gene Ontology annotation, cellular component: nucleus. The coding region runs from base 1 to 756 and encodes 251 amino acids. Gene Ontology annotation, biological process: regulation of transcription by RNA polymerase II; cell differentiation. NCBI's taxonomy places the organism in Eukaryota, Metazoa, Nematoda, Chromadorea, Rhabditida, Onchocercidae. Gene Ontology annotation, molecular function: DNA-binding transcription factor activity, RNA polymerase II-specific; RNA polymerase II cis-regulatory region sequence-specific DNA binding. The record is from RefSeq and is a predicted model, not a curated record. The transcript has 3 exons.